AGUCUGCAGGGUUUAGUUUGGCACCAGAAGAGUUAAAAUGAGUGACACUGAGGAUGAUAAUGAGAUCUCCUUUCCUGUAAAGUUUCUGGGCCGAGUGGAGGUGGUCCGCCCUGAUGGACUACAGGUCCUAUCUGAAGCCGUUCAGAGCCUAAAGACACCAGAUACAUUCUCCUCAGAAAAAGCAGCAAGGAAGAGCAAAGUCCAUCUCUUCCUGUCGCUGGGCGGGAUAGACAUUUUGGAAAACAAAACUAAGUUUUUGUUGUACUCGUGUCCUCUGUCCACCAUCUCCUUCUGUGCCGUCAUGCCGUCUUCACCCAAAGUCUUUGGAUUUGUGGCCAAACACCCUGCGGCUGACAUGAACCACUGCUAUCUGUUCCAGAGCAAGACUUUUUCCCACGUGCUGGUGUCAGUGAUCGGUGAAGCCUUCAGAGCUUCUAAGAAGGAGGAGAACAUCCGGGGAGGAAGAGACCUGAUAGUGGAAGCUCUCAGACAUAAGGUCAGCUCUACUUGGCAUUUUCUGCUCAGUUCAGGUCUUUCCAUUUACUUUGUCAUAAUGUUGAAUUGAUUUUAUUUCAUGUUUCUCAGUUUCCCUUCAUGGCAGAACUGAAAGAGUGUUGAGCAGUGAAUGGUGCCGCGUCUUUUUCAUUCAUUUCUUUUUAUUUUCAGAAUAAAAUGCUGCAAAGAGAGAACGAUGAGCUGAAGAGGAGGCUUGCAGGACAGAUAAACUGAUGAACUCUACCAAUAUUUGUGGUUGCACUUAUGCACACAUUGUAUAUGUGCACAACAUUUAUAACACGGAAACUACUGUCCUGUUAUACACGCUUUACUGUUAAAUGUUCCAGCAGGAUGAGGAAGGAAGGAUGUAAAUGAAUAAAACACUAAAUUACUUUAAAAAGACACUAAAUUACUAAAAGAAAGACACAAAAUUACCAAAAAAAAAGACACAAAAUGACUGAAAAAACACUAAAUUACAUUAGAAAUACACAAAAUGACAGAAAAAAGACACAACAUGACCACAAAAUACACAGAAUUACAAAAAAAUGACACAAAAUGACCAAAAAGACACAAAGUGACUGAAAAAACACGUAAACUACUGUCCUGUUAUACACGCUUUACUGUUAAAUGUUCCAGCAGGAUGAGGAAGGAAGGAUGUAAAUGAAUGCACACACACACUUCUGAAAAUAAUAAUAAUAAUAAUAAUAAUAAUAAUAAUAAUAUAAAUGUCCUAAUUUUAUAAUUAUACAGGUGCAUCUCAAUACAUUAGUCAAGUCAAGUCAAAGUUUAUUUAUAGAGCACAUUUAAAAACAACCUCAGUUGACCAAAGUGCUGUACAGAUAUUAAAAUACAAUAAAAAUCAUACACAAAUAUAGUUAUAAAUAAAAACAAUGAAAACAAUAAAAUACUAAAAACAGUAAAACAAUAAAAUGGUAAUACAAACGCAAUCUAAAAAAAAAAAGAGUUAAAAAAGAAAAUAAAAGAGUCAAAUAAAUAAAAUAAAUAAAAUAAUGACCUAAGCGCUCUGGAAGUACUGUGGGGUUUUAAAAUCUCUGACAAAUAAGACAGUCCCAGACCAUUUAAACACUUAAAAACAAUUAAUAAAACCUUAAACUGAACCCUAAAAUUUACAGGUAGCCAGUGCAUUAGAAUAUGAUGAAAAAGUCAAUUUCCUGCAGUUCAAGUCAAAGAGCCCCAACCAAGCAUUGAGUCAUAUAGAUGACAUACUUUUCAGAAACCAAAAUUUCCAUAUUAAACAUACUUUUUAAAAUUGGUCUUUUGUAAUAUUCAAUUUUUUUUUGAGACACUGAAUUUUAGGUCUUCAUUAAAUGUAAGCCAUAAUCAUUAUAAUUAGAAGAAAUUAAAUAAACUAAGACAUGAAAUGUUUGAUUCUGUGUGUAAUGGAUCUAUAUAAUGUGUUAUUUCGACUUUUUGAAUUGAAUUACUGACAUAAAUAAACUUUUCUAUGCUAUUCUAAUUAAUUGAGAUGGAUCUGUACCUUUAAAUUGUAAAUGCGCAUCCAUACCAGCAGAGGGCAGCAGUAAGAAACCAAGAACUACAUGGUGAGUUCAAAUGCUGUCGGGAAUAUUAAUGUAAUUAUUUUUGCCUUCGUGAAGAACCAGUCUUUUCAUAUGACAGUCGACUUUUGCUGUUUGACUUGUAAUAGCUCUUAAGAACUGUGAAUUUAUUUCAGAAAGUAAUGAGAGAAUAAUUAUUGUAACUGUUCAGCAACUGGACAAUAAAUCAAUAAAUCAAACCUG
Molecule: messenger RNA, 2255 nt
Organism: Centropristis striata (black sea bass)
Lineage: Eukaryota; Metazoa; Chordata; Actinopteri; Perciformes; Serranidae
Product: PTB domain-containing engulfment adapter protein 1-like
Exons: 5
Coding region: 38-565 (175 amino acids)
Source: RefSeq, a predicted model, not a curated record